GUGAGAUAAAUAACGCAAGUGGGAAUCAGGUAGCUGCCUGGCUGGAACAAACAGGAAAUGAAAUGAUUGUACCAAAUAAACCUACUUCACGGAGAUCCAGUGCUAUAAUCGAUUUUGGGAUAACACAUGAUGCUACAGGAUGGUAUUCAGAAGUAAUAGAUGUAGGGACAUCUGAUCAUUUCCCGAUCCCAAUACAGUCCCCCAUAUGCAUCUCAAAAUCAUCAUAUUUUAGAGCAACAAAUUGGAAAAUUUUUUAUUUCUUUCUUCAACUUGUAUAUGAAUAUUGGUUGACGCUGGUUUACAACUAUGACGAACAAUUCUUUUUUACACAUUUCUCUGAAUUUCUUAAAUGUCUAUGGGAUAGAUGCAGUGAUUUUAAAUCAGUUAAACAGUAUAGGCCACCAUGGCCACCAUACUUAGUUGCACUUGCAAGAGAGGUAAAUAAAAGAAGAAGAAUCUGUCGUCGAAAUAAAACGAGAAAGAAUCUUGAAAUAUUUUUAAAAGCUAGAGCAUUUUUUCGUGAUGAGAGAAGUAAAUUAAUUCAACAAAAACAUGAAUCUCAAAUGAAAUGGAUUUCAAAAGAACAUAAUAUAUGGAAGUUUGCUCGCCCUGCAUUUCAUGCAUUUUCUCCCCCAUUUCGUGGUCUUAUGAGUAAUUCGGAAAUAAUAAAAGAUCCAAAAGUUAUAGUUGAAUUAUUAGGAGAUUAUUAUGAGCAUCAUUUCAUGGAACCUAAACCCGAUGAAAAUAACCCGAUGCACCAAAAGUAUUUAAACACGUAUAAUAAAAUUGCAUAUCUACCUAAUAUUCCUCUCGAUAAGAUAACAAUUAACGAAGUUAUUACAGAGUGGAAAAGGAUUUCACCAAAAAAGUCUACCGAUAGUGUUGAGACAUCUGCAUUCCUAAUAAAAAAGAUACCGGAAAUUUAUAUGAACGUAAUUACUGUUCUUUUUAAUAAAUGCUCAGAUAAAGGUGACUUUUUUUCCGCUGCUAAACAUGCAAAAAUAGUCUGCAUACCAAAGGAAGGUAUAUAUCCAGCACCUAAUCGUUUAAGACCUAUAUCUUUACUCCCUAAUAUCG
This is a messenger RNA of Rotaria sp. Silwood1, 1077 nucleotides long. Lineage: Eukaryota; Metazoa; Rotifera; Eurotatoria; Philodinida; Philodinidae. The record is from the annotation of a GenBank genome assembly.